UGCCUUAGUGCGACGGGUGGCAGUGGACGAGGUGUUGCGGCCGUAUCAUGAGCGAGGCGGACGGGCUGCGGCAGCGCCGGCCUCUGCGGCCGCAGGUAGUCACGGAUGAUGGCCCGGCUCCGGAGGCUAAGGACGGCAGCUCCUUUAGUGGUAGAGUUUUCCGGGUGACCUUCUUGAUGCUGGCUGUCUUCCUUACUGUUCCCCUGCUUGGAGCCAUGAUGUUGUUGGAGUCUCCCAUAGAUCCCCAGCCUCUCAGCUUUAAAGAACCCCCUAUCUUGCUUGGUGUCCUGCAACCAAAUACGAAGUUGCGACAGGCAGAAAGGCUAUUUGAAAACCAACUUAUUGGGCCAGAGUCCAUAGUAAAUAUUGGAGAUGUGAUGUUUACUGGCACAGCAGAUGGCCGGGUUGUAAAACUUGAAAGUGGUGAAAUAGAGACCAUCGCCCGGUUUGGUUCGGGCCCAUGCAAAACCCGGGAUGAUGAGCCUGCUUGUGGGAGACCUCUGGGCAUCCGGGCAGGGCCCAAUGGAACUCUUUUUGUGGCUAAUGCAUACAAGGGACUGUUUGAAGUAAAUCCUCAGAAACGUGAAGUGAAACUUCUUUUGUCCUCUGAGACACCCAUUGAGGGAAAGAAAAUGUCCUUUGUGAAUGAUUUGACCAUCACUCGGGAUGGGAGGAAGAUUUAUUUUACAGAUUCCAGCAGUAAAUGGCAAAGACGGGAUUAUCUGCUUCUGGUCAUGGAGGGUACUGAUGAUGGGCGCCUGCUAGAGUAUGAUACUGUGACCAAGGAAGUGAAAGUUCUUUUGGACCAGUUGCGAUUCCCUAAUGGAGUCCAGCUUUCUCCUGAGGAAGAUUUUGUCCUGGUAGCAGAAACAACCAUGGCAAGGAUACGAAGGGUCUAUGUAUCUGGUUUGAUGAAAGGAGGGGCUGAUAUGUUUGUGGAGAACAUGCCUGGAUUUCCUGACAACAUCCGACCCAGCAGUUCCGGGGGGUACUGGGUCGCCAUGUCAACCAUUCGCCCUAAUCCUGGGUUUUCCAUGUUGGAUUUCUUAUCUGAGAGACCCUAUAUUAAAAGAAUCAUUUUUAAGCUGUUUAGUCAGGAGACGGUGAUGAAGUUUGUGCCACGGUACAGCCUCGUGUUAGAACUCAGUGACAGUGGUGCCUUCCGGAGAAGCCUGCAUGAUCCUGAUGGGCUGGUGGCCACCUACAUCAGUGAGGUACAUGAACAUGAUGGGCACCUGUACCUGGGCUCCUUCAGGUCCCCCUUCAUCUGCAGACUCAGCCUUCAAUCUGUUUAGUCAGCCCAGCAGCUCACCAUGUGCACUAAGAGUCAUUAUACUCGGCCAUCAUACCUGAUCCAGGAGGAGCUAUGGACACAGUUCUGACCCCAUGUACCUAUCGGUCCUCGGAGGUGUGAUAGGAAUGGCUACUGUAACCUUGAGAAUGUGUAGGCCCCCAAGGGGCACCCAUCACCUGGGCCUGACUUCAUCUUUAGAGGAAAGCAUAAAAUAUCUGCUAUGGAGAAGAUAAAUUCAUGUGAAGCUAUUUCCCUUAAAAGAAAGAAAGAAAGAAAAAAAAAAGCUUUCUGAGUACAGUAAUUCUCCAGAACUUGGGGAAACUUCAUGCAUUUUUAACAGGGCUCAGGGUUUGUUCUGCUGGCCUCAGUAUCUUUAUACUCUUAUGGGUUUUUUUUUUUUUUUGGUGGGGGAUGUUGGUACAGGAGAACAGGGGUACACAGUAGAAAUAUACUGAGGCUAGCCAGCAAAAGCUGUGUGAACUGUGACUUUAGACUGUUUCUCAGGAGCUAUGUGGGACAAGGGCCCUUGGUCCCUGAGCAUUCCCUCCAUAGUGGAGGGGUAUCUUCCUACCUUCCACCUGCUGUGGCCUGGCCUUCCUUCAUGCUGGAAGUUUUCAAGACCUUGAGUAAGCAUGUAGGAAAAGUAGGCUGAUUCCAGUGCAAGAAGACUUCCUGGGGUUUCUUUCUGUGAAUACUUAUGCUGCUGGAAUUGGACAAUCCAGUAGUUUAGUACUUACUGCAGGGGUGUGUUUAGGAACAUCCUUUUUUUUCACCUCUAGACUCACAGAUAUAAAUAGUGCAUAUGUUGAUGUCAUAUUUGUGCUAGUGUUAUAAGCCCCAAGUUGCUGUGUAUCUUGAGAAGUCUAUACACUGGUCUUAAUUUUGAUAAUAAUAAAUAAUAUAAAAUCCA
Messenger RNA from Marmota flaviventris (yellow-bellied marmot), 2204 nucleotides. It is a transcript of the gene Apmap, whose product is annotated as adipocyte plasma membrane associated protein. The record is from RefSeq and is a predicted model, not a curated record. Gene Ontology annotation, cellular component: endomembrane system. Gene Ontology annotation, molecular function: arylesterase activity. NCBI's taxonomy places the organism in Eukaryota, Metazoa, Chordata, Mammalia, Rodentia, Sciuridae.